Messenger RNA from Triticum urartu, 916 nucleotides. RefSeq lists its product as uncharacterized. NCBI's taxonomy places the organism in Eukaryota, Viridiplantae, Streptophyta, Magnoliopsida, Poales, Poaceae. The record is from RefSeq and is a predicted model, not a curated record.
GACCCCCUCUCCGUGUCCGAGGACAAGUCUUCUCACCAGCGGCGGCGGCGGCGGCACCGUCACCGUGACGAACUCUGCUUCUUCCUCCACAAAAACCAGAGCCCGCCGCCCCGAGACUCCCAAAACACUUCUUUUCCCAACCAAAUCCACCAAAUCUCGUGCGAGAAAUUUUGCAAUGGCGUCGGUAGCGUCCGAAGUCGAUCCCGCCGUGGAGCCCCACAUCGUCGUUGAGGAGUCGUCCAGCGCUGGAGGCAGCCGAGAGGAGGCGCCCCCAGAGGCUGCGGCGGUAGAAGCGGUGGUCGAGACAGAGCCGGCGGAUGCGGAGGAAGAAGGGGAGUGCGGGUUCUGUCUGUACAUGAAGGCCGGAGGUUGCAAGGAGGCGUUCGUGUCGUGGGAGGAGUGCGUGCAGGCGGCGGAGAAGGAGGGCUCCGACAUGGUCGAGCGCUGCUUCCAAGUCACCACCGACCUCAAGAAGUGCAUGGACGCCCACGCCGACUACUACGCCCCCGUGCUCCAGGCUGAGCAGACCGUCUCCGACCAAGCCCAAGCCGCCAUCGCUGCUGCCACCGCUGAUACAAACAAGAACAACGGAGAGGAAUCCGCUCCCUCCCCGGACACUGAUUGGGUGGAGGUUGAGGAGGCUACUUCCUCCACGCCCGCCGAGGGGAUGAAGAACGAAGAAGCAAUUGUCGACAAGGCAGAGUCCUUGUCUUUGGGUAACCAAUAACCGGGGAGGGUUAGAUUUUUCAGCUCGUGAUAACUUCUUAUUCAGUAUGAGUUAUGAUCUGAUUGAGGCGCAUGAGGCUAGUUUUUAUCCCCUUGUGGGGAAAUAAGGUUGUUCUUCCAAUUAACUGUUGGACAUGAUACCGAAUUUACUGAAGAAUUUCUGGAUGCGUUUAUAUGAUACUAGGUUACA